AGUCAUUUGCGUUAUUCCAACAUGGCGCGAAAUAGAAACUUCUAGUGUAUGUUUAUUAAUUUUACGCGCGGGAUCGUUUAAAAGUAUUCUGCUACCAUAGUUUUUGUGUGUUAUAGCAUAGAAUUCGUGAUGGCAGGAACGAUAAGAAAGCUAGAUGAAGUUGUCGUCAAUCGGAUCGCUGCAGGAGAAGUCGUUCAAAGACCGGCAAACGCGCUGAAAGAAAUGAUUGAGAACAGCUUGGAUGCAAAAUCUACAAACAUUCAACUCACUGUAAAGCAAGGUGGACUGAAGUUACUGCAGAUCCAAGACAAUGGUACUGGCAUUAGGAAAGAGGAUUUUGGCAUUGUAUGUGAGAGGUUCACGACAAGUAAGCUGACGAAGUUUGAAGACCUGUCAGAGAUCGCCACCUACGGGUUCCGAGGUGAAGCUCUCGCCAGCAUUACUCAUGUCGCACAUGUGACGAUCACUAGCAAGACAGCUGAUUCGAAAUGUGCAUACAAAGCAACCUACAAUGAUGGAAAACCUACAGGACCCAUGAAACCAUGUGCUGGCAACCAAGGAACAAUGAUAACGGUCGAAGAUUUGUUCUACAACAUGGAUGUGCGAAGAAAAGCUUUCAAGAAUCAUUCUGAAGAGCACGCAAAGAUAGCUGAUGUCGUACAAAAAUAUGCUAUACAUAAUGCUAAAGUAGGGUUUACAUUGAAAAAGUUUGGUGAGUCGUCUGCUGACAUCAGAACACCACCCAACUCCACGGUGACUGAUAACAUCCGACUAACUUACGGCUCAACUGUGGCAAGGGAGUUGUUGCCAAUAUCACACGAGGACAAGACGUUUGCUUUCAAGUUAACAGGACAAAUUUCAAGUGCUAGCUAUUCACUCAAGAAGAGCAUUUUCCUGAUCUUCAUAAACCACCGACUGGUAGAUUGCUCCACAUUGAGGAAAGCCAUUGAAGGGGUCUACACAUCGUAUCUCCCGAAGAACAUGCAUCCAUUUCUGUACCUCAGCCUCGAGGUUGCGGCGCGCAACGUCGACGUGAACGUUCACCCGACAAAGCACGAGGUUCACUUCCUGCACGAGGACGCGAUCGCGGAGUCGAUCCAGCGCGCCGUUGACGCGACGCUGCUCUCCAGCGACUCAUCACGCACGUUCUACGCACAGGCCUACCUGCCAGGUGUGGCGGCACCCGUGUCAGAAGUCAUUACCGAAAUCAGUGACAAGUCUUCUUCAAAAAGUUCGGUGAGCACCAGCAAGCCAUACGCUCAUCAGAUGGUUCGCACGGACAACCGUGAACAGAAGCUUGACGCAUUCCUGCAGCCGAAGCCACCAGCUGCUACUGUCCUUGUCAAUGCAGUGGAUGUGUCACCACAUGGUGACAGUGCCCGCGUUGACACGCAACACAGCUCUACUUCCGGAAACGAGACGGGUCGCCGUCAGGUGAAGUUGACUAGUGUUUUAAUUCUACAGGAGGUGCUUAAAACCAAAGCUCACUCAGGUCUUAGAGAGGUGUUCCAGAAUCACAAGUUUGUUGGCUGCGUUAACAGAAAGCGUGCAUUGGUUCAGCACAACACCAAACUCUACCUUGUCAACACCACUGUGCUCAGCAAGGAGCUAUUCUACCAGCUAAUGUUAUAUGAAUUUGGAAAUUUUGGAAUGAUAAAAUUAUCAAAUCCUGCACCAAUCUAUGAGCUGGCAAUGUUGGCAUUGGACAGUGAAGAGUCUGGAUGGUCAGAGACAGACGGCUCCAAAGAGGAGCUGGCACGAUACGUCGUUGAUUUCCUCUCUUCGCAGUCUGAAAUGCUGCUAGACUACUUCUCAAUACACAUAGAAAAUGGAGAGCUCUGCACUCUGCCCCUGCUUCUAGAACCAUAUUUUCCCAGUAUGGAAGGUCUGCCUAUGUAUAUCCUUCGCUUAGCAACAGAAGUUGAUUGGGAAGAUGAACAAAAGUGUUUCGAGUCAUUCUGCAGAGAGACUGCAGAGUUUUACUCGUUCAAACCCAACGUCGCCUCGAAUGGCAAUGAUGAUUGUGUACCGGAAAAGUCUCCUGGUCUAAGCCAAUCAGAACAGACAGGUGAAGCUACCCAAUCGGAACCAACUACAGGUUUAGACAGUGAAUCAGUCCCAGAUGAGGAUUCAAGUACCCCGACAUGGAAAUGGACUGUGGAACAUGUCAUCUACCCAACUCUCAAAACCACUUUGCUACCGCCGAAACAUUUUGCUGACAACGGUAGCAUCUUAGAGGUGGCUAAUCUGCCAGACCUCUACAAGGUGUUUGAGAGAUGUUGAUCAGUAGCUAACAUAGAUAUAG
This is a messenger RNA of Priapulus caudatus, 2305 nucleotides long. Its product is annotated as DNA mismatch repair protein Mlh1-like. The coding region runs from base 130 to 2283 and encodes 717 amino acids. Gene Ontology annotation, biological process: mismatch repair. Gene Ontology annotation, molecular function: mismatched DNA binding; ATP-dependent DNA damage sensor activity; ATP hydrolysis activity. Gene Ontology annotation, cellular component: MutLalpha complex. The record is from RefSeq and is a predicted model, not a curated record. NCBI's taxonomy places the organism in Eukaryota, Metazoa, Priapulida, Priapulimorpha, Priapulimorphida, Priapulidae. The transcript has 19 exons.